This is a messenger RNA of Schistocerca americana (American grasshopper), 762 nucleotides long. Its product is annotated as skin secretory protein xP2-like. The transcript is spliced from 3 exons. Gene Ontology annotation, molecular function: DNA binding. Lineage: Eukaryota; Metazoa; Arthropoda; Insecta; Orthoptera; Acrididae. The record is from RefSeq and is a predicted model, not a curated record. Bases 1 to 762 code for a protein of 253 amino acids.
AUGCGCCGAGGCGGCCGCCGCUGCCGCAGGCCGCAUUUCGCGCGCAAGAAAGGGCAACCGGCGCACCGCCGGUAUCUGCGGCGGACAGAACGCCAACGAAGACCACUGCUGCGCGGCUCGAUGACGACCGACCGAGCUGAAUUAGUUAACACGCGGGAUGUGUUCCGAGCUGCCGUACAAGCGUUUACUGGCUUCGUCCGCUGGCAUCUUGUGCUCCGGGUGAAGAUCUGGUUCCAGAACCGGCGCACCAAGUGGAAGAAGCAGGACAACAUCAGCAACGCGGAGGCCGCCGAGCACAAGAACCAGGCGACGGGCAAGCCAGAGGCCGGCGCCGCCAAGCCCAAGGAGGGCGCGCCUGCCAAGCCGGCGCAGCCGGGGGCCAAGGCGGCGCCGUUGGCUGCGCUGCCCGGCGCCAAGCUGGGGGCGGGGGGCGGCGCCGCGCCAGCUCCCGCGCCGUCCACCGGAGGCGGGGGGCCCGCGGCCGCUCCAGCGUCGCUGCCGUCGCCCAGCAGCGGGGAGGACCACUCCAACGCGUCCGUCUUCACGGCCGGCGACGGCUCCGCCUCCGAGUCGUGCUUCGGCGACCCCACGCAGCCGCCGCCCCCGCCGCCACCGCACCACGUGCUGACGGUGAGCGUGCAGGACAACAGCCGGUCGCCCACCGUGUCGCCGCCCAAGACGCCGGCGCUGAUGCAGAUGUCCGCUCCGCUGGCGCAGCCCGAGCUGAUGGAGGCGCCGCGGCCCGUGUCGCCCUCCAGCUAA